Molecule: messenger RNA, 5617 nt
Organism: Porites evermanni
Lineage: Eukaryota; Metazoa; Cnidaria; Anthozoa; Scleractinia; Poritidae
Source: the annotation of a GenBank genome assembly
AUGAACCCAGAUAGAGUAGAGUUUCCAGCUAUUGAGGGUACACCCCCCAAAAUUUUGGCUGGUGUGAAGUACGACAUGAGGGAAAGAAGAACCCCGUUUCCAGAAGCGGGUUCCACUAACAUUUGCCUGAGAUUAAAGGAAUCAAAGCAAAGUGAAGGAGUAGCAGAAUACAAAGUCGGUUUUGUGAAAGGUGUGAGUGUAUUUCAUGGUAGGUAUUCAACAUGCAUGUGUCCAUUUACAGAUAUGGUGUACAUUUAAUUCAUGAUUACCAUUUUCAAAAUAAAUUGAGAUGCUACAUUAGAUGGUGUCUGCUCUGUGUUGUGUUGAAGGAAUGAAUAAUAUUCGUUACUUUAUUAACUUGUGGGGAAACGCAAAUAUAGAUUAAGAUUACGAUUAAGCCAAAAACGUCCGUCAUGGUAGAAUAUGGAAAGAAUUCCGGCUGCAAUGCCGGAUUAUGUGAGGAAAACAGCAUUUAAUAUGCUAGGAAAAUGUUGUGAUUGGCUUUAAACUUUGUGCUCCUAGUCGAGGAAACAACGUCGUGUGAGCUCAGAAUAUCCAAUCGUUUAUGACUGCACAACUUCUCGGAACAUGCAGCUAGUGAGUCAGUGAUUGACACUUAACUUGCACUUACUGAUAGAGAAAAAUCUUUCCUCAGUUUCUAUUUUAAUGUCUAUGAAUCAUUCAUGCUCUAUGCAAUUACCUACUGUCUUCCAAUAUUGUUUUUGACAUGUGCAUGUUUUCAAAUUUGAUACAAGUACAUUAACGCUCUUCCUGAUUUGAUAUCGUUUAAACACUCUUCUUUGGAAUUGUCGAAACCACGCCCAGACGGGUCUCAUUAUAUAGGGACUAAAUAUAACAGAUACAUGUAUCCAAGAUAACUAGGAUGCAAAUUAAAUGAAUGCAAGGCAAGUCAGCGAGUCUAUUUUUUUUCUCUGAGACAUCGAAUCAGUUGCGAUACAGAAACAUUGAAAUUGCCUGCUCAAUCAUGGUGAGAACAUCUACCAUAAAAGGGAACUAAGCGUUAAGAACUUUAUUUUCUUUAAAUUAAAGAUUACCUGGAGUAGUCAAUCGCUUAAAAUCGGUAUCGAUGAAAAACGGUAGCAAUCAAGUGAUUUUUCGUUGAUUGAUAACGAAAAUCAGUGAAAAUCGAUAAUCUAAAUUGCUGUGUCAAAUCGAUAUGUGGAUUUUUCAUGAUUUUAACGAUUUAUAACGGAAGUCCGCCAUUGUUGUUUUUUGGGAUAAGUUAAAUAGUACAGCCGGCUGAGAACGCACAGCCACGAGUAACAACUGAUCAACAAACAUGAAAAUGAGAAAUGUGGGAACUAUCACACACACAAGUCUCUCUCUAAAACCGUUUAUUUUGUACAUAAUGACAGAAACGGUUCCGUUUUUACAUUCAGCUCCCAGGGCAAGUAUCACGGGAAGUACAACCUUAGAUAGAGAUUUCCUUAUUCCUAGCCUGAAUUUCAGACAUCCUCCUCAGUCGAAAUUCAGGCUAAACGAUUUCCCUAGAUAGAUUUUCACCAUUUUCCGUUAUUAAACGAUAUAAAUAACUUAAGAAUGUGUCCAUUAGAGAAUCAGGCAGUGUUACGCCGCAAAAUGUAACAAUUGACGCAAAAUGUAACAUUAACGCGAAAUGUAACAACCUUUGACGCGAAAUGUAACAUUAACCCGAAAUGUAACAACGUUUGGCGCAAAAUGUAACAACUUUUUGACGCGAAAUGUAACAACUUUUUGACGAAAAAUGAAACAAUAUUUUUAAUGCGAAAUGUAACAAGCAAAAUGUUACAGCCUUGAAAUAACUGAGAAGCUUGGACAUGAGCCUUGUAGAUAAUGUGUAAAUUGUCUGGUGGUUACAAAAACAGUUUAUUUAUAAAGUUUUCUUAUAAUUUCAAAUAAACUUACAAAACGUUUUUUGAUAAUAGUAACUAAAUCCUGAAACAGUUCAACGAAUUGUUGUUUAGUAUAUCUUUCUGUACUUAUGGGUGACGCUUAAAAGAAAGUUGGCGUUACAUAAUCCAUGACGGAUUAGAUGGGUUAGGAUGGUACAUUUUUAGCAUACUCCCUCUAGGGAGUUGAGCCCGUAUGAAAUGGAGGCGAGUAUCGAUUACUGAUCAUUCUUUUCACACUUUCAUCGAGUGAAGAUGCUUUCUGUUUUUAUCCGACGCUGUCUGUUUACCCACCUCCUCCCCUUUUCCCUAAAAGGAAAGUGCAGUGGAGGAGUCAUCCGACUGCGUGAGAUAAUCAACAAUGUUAAAUGGGCGUUGGCAUGGUUAAGUUUUGAGGUAGCAAGACUGGGUUGGUAUGAAAUUUCUCACAUUUACUGGCCAUGGAAGUCCGGUAAGAAAUGAGAAAUUUCAUAUCUAUGUUAUUCACUACGUUCAAAAUUUUCUUUUGAAAUAUUACCUUUCUUAACUUUUGCUUUUAACUUACGUUAUGUUCAAUAAGUUAGCGUUGUUGUUAUUGUCCAUACUGCUAUUCCAAGGUUAUACAUGACUUGUAACUUUAUCACCUGUUUUACGACCUUUCGUAAGUUUAUUUGACAUAAGAAAACUUUAUGAAUAAACUGUUUUUGUAACCACCAAACAAUUUACACAUUAUCUACAAGGUUCAUGUUCUAGCUUCUCAGUUAUUUCAAGGCUGUAACAUUUUGCUUGUUACAUUUCGCGUUAAAAAUAUUGUUUCAUUUUGCGUCAAAAAGUUGUUACAUUUCGCGUUAAAAAGUUGUUACAUUUUGCGUCCAAAGUUGUUACAUUUCGGGUUAAUGUUACAUUUCGCGUCAAAAGUUGUUACAUUUCGCGUUAAUGUUACAUUUUGCGUCAAUUGUUACAUUUUGCGGCGUAACAGGCAGGGUGUGAUAAUGCUCAAACCACGCAUUUGGUUUAAACUUGGCACAAUUGUUGGAUGUGUUGAGAUACUUACCCCGACAAAAAAUUAGGUCCAAACAUCGAAACCCCUAGGUACACAGGGACCCACCUGUUACGCCGCAAAAUGUAACAAUUGACGCAAAAUGUAACAUUAACGCGAAAUGUAACAACCUUUGACGCGAAAUGUAACAUUAAAUGAAAUGUAACGCCAACUUUCUUUUAAGCGUCACCCAUAAGUACAGAAAGAUAUACUAAACAACAAUUCGUUGAACUGUUUCAGGAUUUAGUUACUAUUAUCAAAAAACGUUUUGUAAGUUUAUUUGAAAUUAUAAGAAAACUUUAUGAAUAAACUGUUUUUGUAACCACCAAACAAUUUACACAUUAUCUACAAGGUUCAUGUUCUAGCUUCUCAGUUAUUUCAAGGCUGUAACGUUUUGCUUGUUACAUUUCGCGUUAAAAAUAUUGUUUCAUUUUGCGUCACAAAGUUGUUACAUUUCGUUACAUUUUGUUACAUUUUGCGUCCAAAGUUGUUACAUUUCGGGUUAAUGUUACAUUUCGCGUCAAAGGUUGUUACAUUUCGCGUUAAUGUUACAUUUUGCGUCAAUUGUUACAUUUUGCGGCGUAACACCCACCUGUCUCAUAGACACCCUCUUAAUUGCUAACAAUUUUUAUCUAUUGGCCUCUGCGGGAUGUUGCUACAUCCGGAACUACACCAACAAUAUUUUAAGAGGGUGGCAGAUCUAAAUUGUGAAAAACUGGGCGCCCACAAACCUUGCCAAAAUCAGCAACCAGGAAAUUCAUGAAUUCAAAACUGUUUUAAUGGAAAAGAUAAGUAUCUUCAAAUGAUCCGUAAAAAAGAGUAAUAAUUGUUUCAUCCUUUCGACUCUCAAUUUACCGGUUUGUAUGUAUUCAGUUCUUCCGAUACAAAUCGAUGAAAUAAUCAGUAAAGGGACAAGAUAAAUCGAUCAACCAAACAAAGAGAAGUGUGUCAUCGAACUCUCCCGAUCGAUGUAAUCGAUAUCAAUCAAAUCAGAUUUAACGAUUUUUUUAUCGAUUUAUUUAACGAUUGAUAAAUGGAUGCCGAUUUUUAUCGAUUGACUACUCCGGGAAGAUUAAUUGCCUCAAUAUAAACUUUACAUGCAAUGGCGUUUGGCAGCGGUUUUGCUCUUGGAAAUUUAGGCCCAAUCAAUUGCUUGAGAUCUCUGAGAAAUGAAAUGAAGAAUUCGCUUGCAGGAUACUGAUUCGAAACCCAACAGUUUUUAUUCCAGCACUGCUAUACCUUUCACCGAUCACAAAGCUAGUCUAAAAAAUUCUCAUACGUUUAUUGCCUUUCCUUUCAAGGGUCUCCAUUCGAUGAUGAGAUUUGGAUGGGAGAGAGCAAAAACUGCGUGGUUAAAAACGAUGGAGGAAAUAACAAUUAUGUCAUCUAUCUUUCCGACGAGCGCGACUUUACUCACACGAUCAUUGAAGAUUCAGAAACGCUUGGCCAAAUAUAUCUCGUGAGGAAGCGAUAUUAUGGAGGAGGACAGUAUGAACAGCAUGAAAACGACGAUAUUGGAUUCGAUGAAGAAACAAAAACAAUAGUGACCUUCAUGAGAGACAGUCGCGGGAAACAUAAGUUCACGGGACGAAUCAUAAUCAGACGUUCAAAACCAGGAAAUGUUGCUGAAAUGAAGCUAUACCUGGUUGAACCCAAAUCCUUAAUGAAAGUGCAGAUUAGAUGCAAGCUCAGAAGCUUAGAUAUAGAAGAACUUGGAUGCUCCUCUGAGCGCAGUCUUCAACAUUACAAACGAGCUUUUGGCUCGAAUAUAAACGAUCGACCUGUUCCAAGUGUCCCAUUCCUUUAUAGAUUUAAUACCGAUGUAGAAGCUGAUCCAAUUCCUGGGCUUUGUGGGGAUUUUAUCAUCUCUCUCGGUGACUUCUUGCCUGCUGCUGUCCAAAAAUUCUCGCUGCUACUACCAGAGAAUUCCUUUAUUGCCCUUGAUGAUGAACUCAUGGAUGAGAUCGGCGACUGGGAGGCACAACGUGUCCUCUUUUAUCUGAAGUCAAAAAAGAAGCUCGUAUUCGAACAACGUCUUGGUAGUUUAACAGAGGCGUUGCGUUCAGUAGAAGUUGAUGUUCCACAAGCAAAACGUUUUGUGUUCGGGACGUUUGGAAAUUAUCAGCUUCUUUUAGAUCUUAAGCACGAUGACAGGCAAGCAGUAAAUUUAGGCAGUGAAUAUUUAGGUUUAGUUUCCAGGCCAGCUGAUAAAUACCAAUUUACGGAGCACUACGUCGACAAAAGCCCGAAGCCUAAACAGCUCGUCCUUGGCGUCCCUUCAAAAAAGCCCACAAAAACAAAAUGGAACAUAAAGUUCGGUGAAGCAAAAACGUAUGCGAAGGUAGCACUGGAAGAGACCCCCUGGAACAAAGGUACAACAACAGGAGCUUAUGCUGAAAAUACAUUGAUUGUGAGUGACACCCUUUGGUUGCACCUUUCUAGAGAGCAAAAUGACAUGAGCAUAAAAUUUUAUCCAUCUGUUGAAGGGAACAACAGCUGGGAUAUUAUCGUGAAGAAAGGGAAGGAAACAAUCCACCAAGCACGAGUUGAGGGAGCAAAUAUGCUGGCUUAUCAUGAGGGAUUAGUAAGAAGUAACCUCUACGAUCUGAGAAAUGGAGAAAAGAGAUCUUUUAAUCUUUAUAAAGUUGGGAGGAAAAAAAUGGAAAAAAUCCAGAGAGACAUCAUUGCUGAAGCUAAAAUGUGCGGAUAA